AUGGUAAGUUCUUAAUACUGCCUUUUUGUCCGUUUUUGGAUAACUAUUUUCAUGCUUUGAACCCAUUUUCUUAACUAAUAUACUUGAAUAACGUUUCAACUGUUUCAGGCAGCCAUCUCCGCAAUUGUAGAGACUAACCAUAGAGAUGUAGUUGUAAGUUUGACCAGUUUUUACUUUAUUUUUGGUAUUUAGCACGAUGCCGAGAUGAAUUUCUAUGGAAGUCGUCUAGCCACAUGUGCGAGCGAUCACAUAAUCAAGGUGUUCGAAGUGAAGCCAACAGGGCAGUCGCAUGCCAUGGCUGAAUUAAGUGGACACGAAGGCCCGGUGUGGCAGGUCUGUUGGUCGUUUCCAUUUUCGGAUAAAGGAGAAUACCUGGCUUCUUGUUCGCAUGAUCGGUAAGUUAUAAUGGAUUCUUUGAGUCGUGGAUGAACAGCAGGCAUGUUUUGAUCAUUCAACCAUCAAAAAGCGAUAGUGUCAAUUUAAGAGUUUCCAAGAGCGUUUUAUAUUAUCUAUGACGUUUCAGGAAAGUAUUUAUAUGGAAAGAAGUGGGUAACAAAUGGACUCGAAUCUACGAAUACACUCAACACGAAGCCAGUAUAAAUUCGGUGGCCUGGGCUCCCAGCACGUACGGGUUGAUCUUUGCUUGUGGGUCUACGGAUUGUACAAUUUCCAUUGUAACAAACUACGACGACAUCUGGAAACCAGCCAAGAUCUUCAAUGCCCAUGAUCAAGGGGUAAACGCAGUCUCGUGGGCACCUGCAAAAGGAAGUAGGACGGUGAUAAAUGUAAAUGAAACCAUCUUGCCAAAGCGGGUGGUUUCGGGCGGAAAUGAUAAGAUGGUUAAGGUCUGGAAGUAAGUAAAAUUUUAUUUUUCUUUUGAUUUAUGUUUUUAGAGAAGUCUCCGAGGAGAAAUGGGAACUCGAUAUUCAACUAGAAGGUCAUCAAGAUUGGGUCCGAGAUGUGGCCUGGGCGCCCGUCGAAUCUUAUAAUCAUUUUACAAUUGCCUCAUGUGGAUCGGUAAGCUCUUGCUACAUUAUUUUUAAUUGCUUUUAUGAUUACUAAUUGACUUUUUGAUAAUGACCUACUUUACAGGAUGGGCUUGUUAUAAUUUGGAGGACAGACAAUAUCGAGGCCAAGGUCUGGAGAAAACAGAUUCUUUGUCGGGCAGAGGUCCCCGUUUACAAUGUCAGCUGGAAUUCAAAUGGAACUGUGCUGGCUGUAGCGUUCUCCGAUAACCGAGUCGCCCUUUACCAAGAACGAACUCAGAAUAAUUGGGUGCCCAUCACAGAAGCUGUCUCGGAACAGAACUAA
Bursaphelenchus xylophilus (pine wood nematode) is the source of this 1311-nucleotide messenger RNA. Lineage: Eukaryota; Metazoa; Nematoda; Chromadorea; Rhabditida; Aphelenchoididae. The record is from the annotation of a GenBank genome assembly.